GAGGCUGCAGGGCGGGGAGAGUGUGGCCCAGGCUGCCGGAGCGGAUACCGAUCAUCUGGAGACGACCGGCACGGAGGAGGCUGGAGACGUGCGCUUCCUUUGUGGGAAUUUUAAAAACUAUUUUCCUUGAAACACGCUGCGGAGGAGUCCCGGGAGUUUCCAUUUAAACGAGAGCCUCUAAAGCGGUGCGAUGGAGGAUGGGAAGCCGGUGUGGGCGCCCCACCCAGCGGACGGGUUCCAGCUGGGAACCAUAGUGGACAUCGGAGCCGACAGCCUCACCAUCGAGCCUCUCAAACAGAAGGGAAAGACAUUUCUGGCUCCCAUCAACCAAGUGUUCCCUGCAGAGGAUGAUCCCAACAAACAUGUGGAGGAUAACUGUUCUUUGAUGUACUUGAAUGAAGCCACUCUGCUCAACAACGUUCGUGUGAGAUACAGCAAAGACAAAAUUUAUACGUUUGUAGCCAACAUCCUGAUCGCCGUCAACCCAUACUAUGACAUCCCAAAGCUUUACUCGCCAGAGACCAUCAAGCAGUAUCGCGGCCGGUCAUUGGGCACGCUGCCGCCGCACGUCUACGCCAUCGCUGAUAAGGCAUACAGGGACAUGAAGGUCCUGAAGAUGAGCCAGUCCAUCAUCGUCUCAGGGGAGUCCGGAGCCGGGAAGACCGAGAAUACCAAGUUUGUGCUCAGAUACCUGACAACCUCUUAUGGAACAGGCCAGGACAUCGACGAGAGAAUAGUGGAAGCGAACCCCUUGCUGGAGGCUUUUGGAAACGCGAAAACUGUCCGCAACAACAACAGCAGUCGCUUCGGAAAGUUUGUGGAAAUCCACUUCAACGAGAAGAAUGCCGUUGUGGGUGGCUUCGUGUCUCACUACCUGCUGGAGAAGUCGAGGAUCUGCAGACAAGGCCCCGAGGAGAGAAACUACCACAUCUUCUACCGACUGUGUGCCGGAGCCCCUGAGGACAUCAGGCAGAAGUUCCACCUCAGCUCUCCAGACACGUUCAGGUACCUGAACAGAGGAUGCACUCGGUUCUUCGCUACCAAAGACACGGACAAAAAUAUCAUGCAGAACCGCAAGAGCCCAGAGGUAGAAGGUGGCUGCGCCAUCAAGAACCAGUCGAGUCAGACGCUGGAGCACUGUGCCGAGCUGCUGGGCCUGGAUCAGGAGGACCUGAGAGUCAGCCUCACCACCAGGGUCAUGCUCACAACAGCAGGGGGCGCCAAAGGAACGGUCAUCAAAGUGCCGCUCAAAGUCGAGCAGGCCAACAACGCUCGGGACGCCUUGGCGAAGGCCGUGUACAGCCGCCUGUUCGACCACGUGGUGACCAGGGUCAACCAGUGCUUCCCCUUCGACUCCUCCGCCAACUUCAUCGGCGUCCUGGACAUCGCUGGCUUUGAGUACUUUGAACACAACAGCUUCGAGCAAUUCUGCAUCAACUACUGUAACGAGAAACUGCAGCAGUUCUUCAAUGAGCGCAUCCUUAAAGAGGAGCAAGAGCUGUACCAGAGGGAGGGGCUCGGAGUCAACGAGGUUCACUAUGUCGACAAUCAAGACUGCAUAGACCUGGUGGAGGCGAAGUUGGUCGGCAUCCUGGACAUCCUGGACGAAGAGAAUCGUCUACCUCAACCCAGCGACCAGCACUUUACCGACACUGUUCACAACAAACACAAGGACCAUUUCCGCCUGACUGUUCCCAGGAAGUCUAAGCUGGCCGUCCACAGGAACGUGAGGGACGAUGAAGGAUUCAUUAUCAGACACUUUGCAGGAGCCGUGUGCUACGAGACGACCAAGUUUGUGGAGAAGAACAACGACGCUCUGCACAUGUCUCUGGCGUGUCUGGUCAGUGAGUCCAAGGACCGCUUUAUUCGCGAACUGUUUGAAAACUCCAACAACAGCAAAGACGUCAAGCAGAAGGCUGGAAAGCUCAGCUUCAUCAGCGUCGGCAACAAGUUUAAGACCCAGCUGAAUAUUCUCCUGGAAAAGCUGCGCAGCACGGGCUCCAGUUUCAUUCGCUGCAUUAAGCCGAACCUGAAGAUGGUCAGCCACCAGUUUGAAGGAGCUCAGAUUCUCUCCCAGCUGCAGUGCUCAGGUAUGGUGUCCGUGCUGGACUUGAUGCAGGGCGGCUUCCCCUCCAGAGCUCCCUUCCACGAGCUCUACAACAUGUACCAGAGCUACAUGCCUCCCAAACUCACCCGCCUCGACCCUCGCCUCUUCUGCAAGGCUUUGUUCAAAGCCCUGGGACUGAAUGAGAAUGACUACAAGUUCGGCCUGACCAGAGUGUUUUUCCGGCCAGGGAAGUUUGCAGAGUUUGACCAGAUCAUGAAGUCGGAUCCAGAUCACCUGGCAGAGCUGGUGAAGAAGGUCAACAAGUGGCUCAUCCACAGCCGCUGGAAGAAGGUCCAGUGGUGCGCUCUGUCCGUCAUCAAACUGAAGAACAAGAUUUUGUACCGGGCCGGCGCCUGUAUCAAGAUGCAGAAGACGGUUCGAAUGUGGCUCUGCAGGAAGAAGCAUAAGCCUCGGAUCGAUGGUCUUGUCAAAGUGCGUCACCUGCAGAAGAGGAUGGACCGCUUCAACGAGGUGGUGGCCGGGCUGAAGGAGGGCAAGAAGGAGAUGAGCAAGCAGGUCCAGGAGCUGGAGGCCGCCAUCAACGCCCUGAUAGCCAAAAUCAAG
Molecule: messenger RNA, 2671 nt
Organism: Stegastes partitus (bicolor damselfish)
Lineage: Eukaryota; Metazoa; Chordata; Actinopteri; Pomacentridae
Product: unconventional myosin-VI-like
Exons: 25
Biological process (GO): actin filament-based movement; inner ear morphogenesis; actin filament organization
Cellular component (GO): ruffle; endocytic vesicle; actin cytoskeleton
Molecular function (GO): ATP binding; actin filament binding; microfilament motor activity
Source: RefSeq, a predicted model, not a curated record